Oryctolagus cuniculus (rabbit) is the source of this 1378-nucleotide messenger RNA. Its product is annotated as olfactory receptor 2AJ1-like. The record is from RefSeq and is a predicted model, not a curated record. Gene Ontology annotation, biological process: G protein-coupled receptor signaling pathway. Gene Ontology annotation, cellular component: membrane. Gene Ontology annotation, molecular function: G protein-coupled receptor activity; olfactory receptor activity. Lineage: Eukaryota; Metazoa; Chordata; Mammalia; Lagomorpha; Leporidae.
GAGGUCUGGAGGCUCAGGGAGGAGCCCGGGGCCCAUGCAGUGCAGGAGCCUCGUCACUAUUACACAGGCUCCGAGCACGGUGUGUGCAAGUGGAUGCCCCCAACCCCAGCUGACAGCGCGUCAGCAGCCAGCUCUGAUUAUGCAGACGGGGAUGACAGAACUGACAAGGCCCGGCUCCGGCCUUCUGUCUGUCCACUUACCUGUCUUCCCGCAGGUGGAGCAGCAGCCCCCAUGCAGGGCGGCGAGAACCACAGUCUGGGGAGCGACUUCACUCUGCUGGGGCUCUUCUCCUCCCGCCAGGCCAGCCUGGUCUUCUUCCCAUUCCUAGUCUCCAUCUUUGUGCUGACGGUGACAGAAAACGUGCUCAUGAUCUCGCUCAUCCACAGGGACCCGCGGCUCCGCACCCCGAUGUACCUCUUGCUCAGCCACUUGUCCCUCAUGGACAUCUUGCACAGUUCCAACAUCGUCCCCAAGAUGAUCGCCGACUUCCUGUCGGGCAGCAGGACCAUUUUGUUUGCAGGCUGUGGGCUGCAGGUGUUUCUGUCCCUCAUCCUGCUGGGCGGUGAGUGCCUCCUCCUGGCGGCCAUGUCCUGUGACCGCUACGUGGCCAUCUGCCACCCACUGCGCUACCCCAUGCUGAUGAAUGAGAAGACGGCCGUUUUCCUGGCUGGGGGUGCCUGGCUCGUGGGGCUCCUCAACUCUACGGUUCACACGGCUUCCGUUCUCCUUUUCCCCUUCUGUGGCCCCAGGGCCAUUGACCACUUCUUCUGCGAGGUCCCCGCCAUGCUGAAGUUGUCCUGUGCAGACACAUCGCGCUAUGAGCGUGGCAUCUUCGUGAGUGGCGUCAUCUUCUUGCUCGUUCCUUUCUGCAUGAUCUCUGCAUCGUAUGGCCGGAUUCUUCACACCGUCCUCCAGAUGAGAUCCUCAGAGGCACGGAAGAAGGCCUUCUCCACCUGCUCCUUCCACAUGGUCGUGGUGGGCAUGUACUACGGGCCCUUCAUCUUCACCUACAUGCGACCCAGGGCCUACCACAGCCCCGGCCAGGACAAGCUCCUGGCCGUCUUCUACACCAUCGUCACCCCCACACUCAACCCUGUCAUCUACAGCUUCAGGAACAAGGACGUUCUGGCGGCAAUGAAAACCAUGCUUGGAAGUCACUUCCUGCCUGAGAAGUGAACCCUGUGUUCCCAUGAUUUCUCUAUUAACGCAGCAGGAUGUCCACUGCGGGUUUCUCCUGAAAGCAAGUAAAAGCUUUGAACGCCCCACGUGUGGAAAGAAGUGGAUGCUUCCAAACCCUGACAGUUAUUAAGUUGUGACGUGUCUUGGCUUUUAAACUCAGGUCAGUAUAGUUGCGUUUGCUUCUGUGAUACUAAUCACC